AUGAAAUUUCUUAUCUGCUUAUUUAUUACUCUUGGUGUUGCCUGUGGUAGUAUUUUACCACUCAGACCAAACUGUCUCCAUACUUUCUGUACGAUGGAUAUUAAGAUUUGUCCUGAUGGUACACGGGCUCCAAUUCCAGCCGGUGGAUGCUGUCCAUCAUUGAGUGCUUGCAAACCAAAUAUUCAUCCAAUUAAACCCAUUACAAAUUGUGCUUUCGUUAUGUGUACCAUGGAUCUUAAAAUUUGUCCUGAUGGUAGACCCGCUCCAGUACCAGCCGGUGAAUGUUGUCCAAGUCUUUCUGCUUGUAACGGACCUACCAUAAGUCGCCGAAGCAAUCCAUUAGGUUCACUUCUUUCUGGUAGCAAUAUUUUACAAACAUUGACCAGUGCUACACAUGGUACUAACUUGGGAACAGCUAUAUCAAUUUUGAACUUACUUAAUAAUGUUCAUCUAUUAUCAAGUGAUGUUCAUCAAAUUCCUCAUUUGAUCAAUCAAACACUCACUAGCAUUCUCAAUGGAACAGGUCAAGCUAGUCAACUCAUUAUUGAUCAAUUGAUUGGUGCUGUUUCCAGUGUUACUAAUCAAAAUAGUGCUAGCCGAAAUCUUUUGGGUGCUCUUGGUCAAAAUACAAAUUUACUUUCAAGCAUUACUCAUAUGUUACCACAAGGUACAUCAAUUUCGUCUAUUCUUUCCAUUCUCAAUUUAUUGAACAAUGUUAACCAACUUAAUCAUGAUAUUCAUCAAAUUCCUGCUUUACUUAAUCAAACUUUAGCUAGUGUUGUUGCUGGUGCUGGUCAAGCUGGUGAUGUCAUUGUUCAGCAAUUGCUUAGUCUUGUUGGUCCUCAUUCUGGUACAAGCCGAAAUCUUUUGGGUGCUCUUGGUCAAAAUACAAAUUUACUUUCAAGCAUUACUCAUAUGUUACCACAAGGCACAUCAAUUUCGAGCAUUCUUUCCAUUCUUAAUUUAUUGAACAAUGUUAAUCAACUUAAUCAUGAUAUUCAUCAAAUUCCUACUUUACUUAAUGAAACAUUAGCUGGUCUUGUUAAUGGUGCUGGUCAAGCUGGUCAACUUGUUGUUCAACAAUUACUUAACCUUGUUGGAGCUCAACCACAAGCUACUGGCCGUAAUCUUUUGGAUUCACUUGGUCACAAUGCUAAUUUAUUGUCAAGUGUCUCACAUCUUUUACCACAAGGUACAUCAAUUUCAACAGUUCUUUCAUUGUUAAAUUUAUUGGGCAAUGUUAAUGCUCUUAACACUGAUCUUCAUCAAAUUCCAACUGUCCUUCAAGAAACACUUCAAAGUCUUCUUAAUGGUAUUCAAAAUCUUGUACCACCAACAAUUCAACCAGUUCAAGGAUCAUCGUAA
Messenger RNA from Rotaria sordida, 1365 nucleotides. The record is from the annotation of a GenBank genome assembly. Lineage: Eukaryota; Metazoa; Rotifera; Eurotatoria; Philodinida; Philodinidae.